GAAAUCUACCAAUGUUCUCAGGGCCGUUUUUGACAAAUGGUUAUUGUACCUGGUGGUGAUGGUCCUCUCAGAUUCAAAAUUCUUCAAGUCAGCCACUUUUUCUCUCCAUGGGUAUUUGCCAUUUGAAGAUUGACCUCUUUGUAAGAGCAGGAGGUUCUAGAAUCUGAUACAUCGGUUGAACUAUUUCUAUUUCUGAUCGUAGCUGGCUGAAAGAAUAGAUAUCGAGACGCAUUGAAUAAUAAUGGAGUGCAAUAAAGAUGAGGCAGCCAGGGCUAAGGAGAUUGCUGAGAAGAAAUUCACCGAAGGAAAUUAUGCUGGGGCUAAGAAGUUCGCGUUGAAAGCACAAAAUUUGUACUCUGAGCUUGAGGGUUUGCCCCAAAUGUUAACAACACUUGAUGUAUACAUCUCAGCUGAAAAUAAAUUUAGUGGGGAAGCAGAUUGGUAUGGCAUACUUGGGGUGAAUCCCGUGGAUGAUGAUGACACAAUUAGGAAGCAAUACAGAAAGUUGGCUCUCAUGCUUCAUCCUGAUAAAAACAAGUCUAAUGUCGCAGAGGGUGCAUUUAAGUUGGUUUCGGAGGCCUGGAGUUUGUUAUCAGACAAGGGCAAGCGACUAGCAUACAAUCAGAGGAGGAAUUUGAGAGGAUUUCAACAGAAAGUUCAAACCAAGACUGGGGGUCAAUCGGCAGCACCCAAUUCAAAUGGCUUUCAACAGUUUACCAACAAUGGAACUUCAAAUGUAAGGACUCAACAAAGUAAUAAACGGCCUGGUUUCACCUCAAUCCCUUCACUUAAGAAGACAGAUACCUUUUGGACUAUUUGCAACAGAUGCAGGACUCAUUACGAGUAUCUCAGGAUUUAUCUCAAUCACACUCUCCUCUGUCCCAAUUGCCACGAGGCUUUUAUGGCUCUAGAGAAGGAUCCACCACAAACGGCUUUUAAGCAAUCCAAUUGGUCUUCUCGCCAAUCACAUCAGAACAAGGGUCAUGCUUCUGCAAGUAACAACCAGUUUAGUUCCGGGAAAAAGAUUCCAGGUACUCAAAAUGCAGAAGCUGGGGUGUCCACGGAUGCUAAUUCUCUCAACGGCAAAAACUUCCAGUGGGGUCCUUUCUCGAGAACAACUGGUGAUCAUAGCACAAUUCCAACAUCCUCUGCUGCUGCUCAAGCUGCAAGUGUGGUUCAGCAAGCAAGUGAGAAGGUUAAAAGAGAGCGAGAGGAAAGACAGUACACUGCUGAAUGGGAGAAGGGUCACCUCUUUAAGGGGACGGCUAAUCCUCCUCCUCAAGUAGACAGGCCAUUGAAAAGGAGAAACCUGGAAAACAAUCAUCUGAAUGGUUAUAGAGGCUACGUGGCCAAUGAAAUGGCUAUGGGGAAUGGUGGAGCUAGUGCAGGAGGUGUAUUUGAAUUUAGAAAAGGAAAUACUGAAACGAAUAGGUUCUUCGGUACAUCUGGUACUUAUGUGAAGCCCAACACCGCGAGAGAGUUAUCUUAUCCUGAGAUUAAAAAUAUGCUGAUGUAUAAGGCAAGAACUAAAAUUCUCAGGAAGCUUGAGGAGUGGAGAUCAUUGAGUUCAAAAGCUGGAGAUAAGGAAAAAGAGAGGGAGGGAGAAAAAGCGAACAAGAAACAAAAGAGAGUGGUGAAAGGUUACAAAGAGAACCCGAGACACAGUAAGUCGUCUAGUAUUGAUACGAAGUCUGUUGCUGACGAUACAGAUAAAGAGGGGGAGAUCUUACCUGUGUCAAUCAAUGUUCCUGAUCCUGAUUUCCAUAAUUUUGACUUGGACAGAACUGAAAGUUCCUUUGGAGAGGAGCAAGUAUGGGCUGCAUAUGACAAUGAUGAUGGGAUGCCUCGCUUUUAUGCUCGAGUUCACAAGGUUAUCUCGUUGAAGCCAUUUAAGAUGCGGAUAAGUUGGCUUAACUCAAGAAGCAAUAGUGAAUUGGGUCCAAUAGACUGGAUUGGUUCUGGUUUUAUUAAAACCUGUGGGGACUUCAGAAUUGGCAAACAUGAAACCACCGGCGCAUUGAAUGCUUUCUCGCACAAGGUCAGUUGGGCAAAAGGCACACGUGGAGCAAUUCGGAUAUAUCCAGGAAAGGGGCAAGUUUGGGCCGUUUAUAAGAAUUGGUCACCUGAUUGGAAUGAGCAAACUUCAGAUGAAGUGAUACAUAAAUAUGAGAUGGUGGAAGUGCUAGACGAUUUUAAUGAGGAACAAGGUGUUUCUGUUGCUCCUCUAAUUAAGGUUGAUGGUUUCAGGACAGUGUUUCGAAUGCGCUCGGAUCCUGAAGAGGUCAGGAGAAUUCCUAAACAAGAGUUGUUCCGGUUUUCGCAUCAGGUUCCUUUUUACUUGCUAACGGGCGAAGAAGCCCACAAUGCUCCAAAGGGUUGUCGUGAGUUAGAUCCAGCAGCCACGCCUUUGGAACUCAUUCAGGUGACGAAAGAAGCUAACGAAGAGGCGGCGAAGGAGAAUGGCGGAAAAGUAGCAGAACAGAUGCCUCAAAGCACCCCAAGUAGAGAAACGGAUGAGGUGAUGGAGAUUGCUCCAAAAGCGGAGGAAAAAGUGGCAACUGAAAAUGGCAAACGAACCAAUGAUGAUGAUAGAUAGUAAUGCAUGAUGGGGUAGCCAGAGAACUUGAUGAGGUUAUGCUUAGCAAGAAACAAAGAAUUUAGGGCGCAAAUAUCAUUGAAGAAGAUAGAUUGAUUUAAGUGGCUUUUUGAUUAUUUUGAGCCUAACCAAGUGUACAUAACGCUUCUUCUUGCCGUCAUUGUUUAGAGACGAUCCAGAGCCGUUUGGGUUUUGUGGCUGUAUAAUGUGGGGAUUGUUUAAAUUUUACCUAGAGAAAGUCCAUGCAUGAGGUAUACUGACGGUAAGUUUUGUCUUGGUUUUCUUUUUGAAGGUGAAGGGUAUAGGAUUAAUGGCUGUUACUUGGUUAAAUGUUUUGCUUCUUGUCUACUGGGAUUGGAUCCCCUUUGAAUUAAUUCAAGAACUUUGUUUUCUCCGUGUCAGAUUGCUUUUUGGUAUUUUGUAACAA
Molecule: messenger RNA, 3023 nt
Organism: Morus notabilis
Lineage: Eukaryota; Viridiplantae; Streptophyta; Magnoliopsida; Rosales; Moraceae
Exons: 3
Coding region: 242-2596 (784 amino acids)
Source: RefSeq, a predicted model, not a curated record